Molecule: messenger RNA, 1278 nt
Organism: Motacilla alba alba
Lineage: Eukaryota; Metazoa; Chordata; Aves; Passeriformes; Motacillidae
Exons: 3
Coding region: 319-1155 (278 amino acids)
Biological process (GO): canonical NF-kappaB signal transduction
Source: RefSeq, a predicted model, not a curated record
GAGUUCCCAGACUGCACAUUUGGGUUGCUCCCGCGUUUUUCCCGAUGCUCUCAGAGGUUCCUCUGGUGGGGUGAAGCGGCUUCGAGCAGGAUCGUGCCCUGAGCCCAUCGUGGCUUUGGGUGCUGCCGCUCAGGGACGCUCCUGGUCCUGGGAGCAUCACCUGGAGAGGGUGGGAGCAGGGGUGGAGGAGGAUCUCCAGCCCAGGAAACACCCAGGAACUCUCUGGUUUUCCAAGGAUUCCCCCUCCCUGUACUCUCCUCUCCCUCCAAACACUCCCAGCACUCCCAUGGGGCCUGGCACCAUUUUCCCAACCCUAAAAUGGGAAUUUUGUGGCUGGGGGGGAUCGGUUUGGACAAAGCUGUGCUGGGAAACUGCAGCCUCCCUGCCCUGGGGCUCCCUCCUCUCCACCCGUGUCCUUCCAGGACUCAAACCAAAGCCUUUCCUGAGAUGAACCUGGAGUUUGGGGACACGGGGAUGUCCCGGUCUCCUGAGGGAGAUGAUGGUCCCUCAGCCCUCCUGGCUGUCCUUAGUGUCCUUUCUCGGGUGGCCCUGGCUCCAGAGGGGACAGACAUCCCGGUGUCGCUGCCUGUCCAGUGCACGGAGGAUGUGGGGACAGGGGACGGACAAAGGUCACCUGAGAGCCGCCAAAACCACCCAGGAGCUCCGACAUCCUCCACACCCCACCUGGAGGGCUCUGCUUGUCCCAUGGGACAGCCCCGGGCCACCAAGAGGCUCCCCCCGAGCCCGGGGCACGGCGCAGGAGCCGCAGCUGAGGGGGAGAAGGGGGAAGCGCCCGCCCGGAGGAGAACCUGGAUCCUCCCGGUCCCCUGGGAAGGAGGGACAGCUCCCUGCAGCCCUGGAGAGCUGGAGACGCUAAAUCCAGGGGCUGGGGAUGCCUUCCCGAAUCUUCUGGAUCUCUACGAAGCCCCGGAAGCGCUUGAGAGGGAAGAGGCUCCCGGGGAUGUGGCUCUGGUGGAGAUCCGAGGGCCUGUGAAGACCUGCUGGAGUCCGGGCUGGGUGCUGGAGGAGGGGACGCUCGGGGCCGGCCUCAGCGCCGAGGCUGCCCCGGCCUGUGAGCUGUGCCAGGAGAUUCUCCCCUCGGAGGCAGCGGGACACGCCGAGUAUCUGAACCACCUUCUGCUCCACCUGGAGUAGGGCUCGUCUUCCCGACGGAGAUCCAUGGAUUUGCACCCUGAGCCACGGGGCAGACUCUGGGAACUUCCCAUUUCCACGGACAGACUCUGUCAGACUCUGGGCAUUUCCCAUUUCCAUGGACAA